Molecule: messenger RNA, 2535 nt
Organism: Drosophila sechellia
Lineage: Eukaryota; Metazoa; Arthropoda; Insecta; Diptera; Drosophilidae
Gene: myo
Product: growth/differentiation factor myoglianin
Exons: 4
Coding region: 316-2112 (598 amino acids)
Cellular component (GO): extracellular region
Molecular function (GO): growth factor activity; cytokine activity
Source: RefSeq, a predicted model, not a curated record
UCUAUGAGAAAUAUAUGAUUAUUAUUUAGUGCGCAAUUGAAUACACAAUUAUUUCAAACUAUGUGUUUUUGGACAAUGAAUACUAAAUUUAACAAAAGCGGGUUGCAAGUGAAUAAUGUUCGAAACCGUAGGCCCACUGUUACUUCAAUAUAAAACAUUUAAUAAGUACAUACUAUACCUAUGUUAAAACACACAAUUGCCUAAAUUCAAAAUAGAUUUUGGUUGUACAAGUGUAUAAAAAUAAAACAAAUACCGAUAGAUAAGUAUAUAUCUACUUAUGUACAAUUGCAUUCAUCAACGGUUUGAUCAAAAAUCAUGCUGGCCAACUCAUUCUGCGGUUGGAGAAAAUAUAAAACCCAUGAUCAACAUCAUAGAACCCUAAAGAGAAAAAAUCGACAGAACCCAUCAGAGACAACAGUUCACAUAGAAGUAAACUCCAACGAAAUCCAGUUUCCAGGUUCUUACAGAUUUAAUUUUGACUCAAAAAACAUAAAUAUCGGGCGAAUGAAUAUUCUUGGACAUAAGAGAGGUAAUUUCCGUGUAACUCGAUAUGUCACGGUCACCGUACUCUUAAUUUUAUCGACUGCAGUCAAUGCUUAUGCUCAGCCAGAAAUUAAAAACUUCAGUAAUUCUUCCAACGGCGUUAGUCCGGAAAUGGUUAUGUUGAGUAACGAAACAAGCAAUAGUGCAAACGUACUAUCAGAAAAAAAUGAUUCUUCUUCAAUAUCGGCGGAUGAUAAAAUAAAUGAAAAUAUGGGAAUAUUUCAAAUGAAAGUACAAAGUAAACAGGGGAAAAAAAGUACCCCUUUAGCAAAGGUAUCAGAGCAUGGAGAUCUAUCAAGAGUUCAAAGUGUAUCUUUGUAUCGCAAUACCUUAAUAAAUAUAGAAAGUAUGCUACAACGUCAGUUGCGUGAGAAAGCUAAAGUGGAUAGUAUAGAAUCGAUUAAAAUGCACAUACUUAUGCGCUUGAAUUUAAAAAAACUUCCCAAUAUAACAAAACCAAUUUCAGUACCACAAAAUAUAAUAGAUAACUUUUAUAGAGAUUAUAAUGCAUCUUCAAAAAAUACUGUUUGGAAUCGCAUGGAAAACAUUGACGAAUCUCAUUUAUCUAUAAAUGACACUUAUGGCGGCCACAUAAUGACUGAUUUUUCUGAUGAAAGUUCAUCCUCCCAAAUGCAGGGAGAUGAUGCUAACACUGUUAAUGAAUUUUUGGUAGAUUUGAAUAAAAAUCAAGCUAAAAAAUCGGACAUUCCCAUUAAUACCAACGAUGAGGAGUACGAAAGUAUUUUGUCUCACAUCAGCAGUAUUUACAUCUUUCCCGAAGAAAUUCAACCUCAUGUUCGACACAAUCGCAAGGUCGAUGUUUUUCGAUUUCAAAUUGACAGUAGCUACUCUGAUUUGUCUUACGCUACCCUUCAUCUAUAUUUACGUGGUUGGGAUUGGAUAAGUGCUCAUCAACCUGGACUUCUUGAAGAAAUUAAAAAACAGCCACGUAAAGAUAUUGUUGUGACUAUUCACCGCGCUAUUAGGGUUGCAAAUACAACAAGCUUUACUCCGAAAGUCAAAAUGUUUGAGUUUCGACAUAGUAUUCCCUCAGGACUUGGACGAUGGGUUGCUGUGGACUUAAAGUCUCUGCUUGGUAAUCUAGGGUCUAAUAUGACGCAGGAAAUUCUAAUAAAGGGCGCAGAAACCUGGAUGAAGACAUUAGUGGUGACCACAGACAACACAUCGAAAAAUCCAUUGACUGUUCACAUAGAAAUUGGGUCGCAAAAAAAGCAUCGGAGAAAGCGCAGCGUAUAUAUGGACUGCACAGAAAAUGAUCAUGACAUGCGCUGUUGUCGAUAUCCCCUUAAAGUUAAUUUCACCAGCUUUGGAUGGCAUUUCGUUGUAGCACCAACGUCCUUUGACGCAUACUUCUGCAGUGGUGAUUGCAAAGUUGGUUACCUAGAGCAAUAUCCCCAUACACAUUUAGCAGCCUUAACGACAUCGGCCACACCGUGUUGCUCGCCGACAAAAAUGAGUUCCUUAAGUUUGUUAUAUUUUGAUGAUAACCAUAAUCUGGUUUUAAGUGUUAUACCAAAUAUGUCUGUCGAGGGUUGCAGCUGUUCUUAGCGAACAAAAUUUGAAAGUGUCCCUUAAAAAUAGAUCUAAUACAUAUGGUAUGUAAAUAAAUUAACGCAAAGGAAUAUUGAUCUGUUUAAGAACGCUAGUUUAAAGUACAAUUCUCAGAUUUUAUAUAAAAUUUACACCUUUUAAAUGUAAAAUAGGCCAGAUUGCAUUCUGAUGAUUCCCAAAUGAAUAAAUAGAUCGCAAUUAAAAACAGUAAAAAUUGAAAAAAAUAUAUAUAUAUGUAAAAAUGAAUUCCUACAUUACCUUAUAAGAUAAAUAUAGAGCCAAGCAAUAUCUUUUAAAAUGUGCAUUACAAAUUACAAAUGAAAAGCAAACAAAAAAUAAUCGUUUUAUAUAAAAUGAUUGUAUGACGCAUAAAGAAAUACAAGGUUAAAAUAAACUAAGUACCUUAAGUUUUGAUAAAAA